This is a messenger RNA of Amphiprion ocellaris (clown anemonefish), 2099 nucleotides long. Its product is annotated as phosphoglycerate mutase 1-like. Bases 135 to 899 code for a protein of 254 amino acids. The record is from RefSeq and is a predicted model, not a curated record. The transcript has 4 exons. Gene Ontology annotation, biological process: glycolytic process. Gene Ontology annotation, molecular function: intramolecular phosphotransferase activity. NCBI's taxonomy places the organism in Eukaryota, Metazoa, Chordata, Actinopteri, Pomacentridae.
ACAGCAACGAGUGGACCCGUCUGCUUCUCUGGAGUUGGAGUUCUCAGUUUAACAACCUCAGCAUCCUGUUUUUUAAAACACUUCACUAAUUUAAAUCGAUUUAACCGCUCGAUUUACAUAUUUUCAUAUCGAUCAUGGCGGCCUACAAGUUGGUGCUGAUUCGCCACGGGGAGAGCAACUGGAACCAGGAGAAUCGGUUCUGUGGCUGGUUCGAUGCAGAUUUGAGCGAAACCGGGGAGAAGGAGGCGAAGAGAGGUGGACAGGCACUGAAGGAUGCUGGCUUCAAGUUUGACAUUUGCUACACCUCUGUGCUGAAGCGAGCCAUCAGAACAUUGUGGCUGGUCAUGGACGGCAUCGACCAGAUGUGGGUGCCAGUGCACCGGACCUGGCGGCUCAACGAGCGUCACUACGGUGGCCUGACGGGACUUAACAAGGCCGAAACUGCCGCCAAGCACGGUGAAGCUCAGGUGAAGAUCUGGAGGCGCUCAUUUGAUAUCCCUCCCCCUCCCAUGGGCCCAGACCAUGACUACUACACUAUCAUCAGCAAGGAUCGUCGCUAUGCAGACCUGACUGAGGACCAGCUGCCUUCCUGCGAGAGCCUUAAGGACACCAUCGCACGAGCACUGCCCUUCUGGAACGAAGAAAUCGCCCCUCAGAUCAAACGGGGAAAGAGGGUGCUGAUCGCUGCCCAUGGAAACAGUCUGAGGGGGAUUGUCAAGCACCUGGAGGGAAUGUCAGAUGAAGCCAUCAUGGAACUGAACCUGCCAACCGGCAUCCCCAUCCUGUACGAGCUCGACAAGAACCUGAAGCCUGUGAAGCCGAUGCAGUUCCUGGGGGAUGAGGAGACCGUACGCAAAGCCAUGGAGGCUGUUGCUGCUCAGGGAAAGGCCAAGAAGUAAAGCAACAGAAAGGUUCCCUCUAUGUACGGUGGUAAAGUUUGUCCCAAACAACUGGCCUCAGAUUAGUGUUUUUCCUGAAUCCUAAUUUAUUUUGGGUUUUAGUGCUUGACUGAAUAUACUGUAGAUUGUUGUCAAAGGCAAUCUCACUCUACAUACACAGUGCAGGGGAGCAGCAGGUGGCCAUGGACUGGGAUAUAUUAGAGCCAUGGGGGCCACAGCUCUCAAGAGAUUGUAAAUAAUAUUUGUUAAAAUUGUACAUUUAAGAAAUAAGUGUAGGAUUGAAAUACACAGUAUUACUAAUGAAGGCAUUGUCUUGACUAUGUGAGUAUCAUGCCUUUUGCAAAUGAAAGAGGCGAGGUUGACAUCCUGGCUGUGGUCUGUCUGCCACAUGCGAGCCACAGUAUGUGUUGUGAAGCUGCACACACAUCAAAGGCUGACAAACACAAUUUUAUACAAAUAAAAGAAAGUGUCAGUUUGCCAAUGCUCACUGUAUAAUGUAUGUCAAAUGCACUGAUGGUGGUAAAGAAAUUAUGCCUGCCGCAGACACCAAUAUAUAUUGUAAUCUAUUAGAAAUUAAUUAAAAUUAUUUACACUCACUGGCCAUUAUUAGAUGAGUCUGAAUUCAAAAGCAUGUGUUUGAUGGAUUUCACUAAUAAAGUGAUAUGAUUUUGCAAUCUCUUGAGAGCAGAAUGCAAUAGUUAUGAUCAAUAAACAGUCCUUUUCUCUUACAUUGUCUGUCAGUGAAUGGACUUUGUGCUGUCCCCUUGCAUGUUGUCGUUGUCUGUAUUGUGUCUGACAAUUUCUAUGUUUCUUUUUACUUUCUGAAUGGUGCCAAACGCUGUUUUGCACAAUAUAUGUGAAAAAUCCAUUAUUUGGAUUAUGGUCCAGCAGUUUCACAAUUUCACUGUAAAGCAUCUUUACCAGCAAAAGAAAGGUCUAAUUCUAACCAGUAUUUCUGCUUCUGUGUUCGACCAUCUUUGGGGUCGUAGUAUUCAUGUGCCUCCUCCUAUUCCUACAGUUAAUGUCUACAACUGGCUUCACAGACUAACAAAGCAGAAGUUGUGUUUAGGCAUCGCUGAAUGGAAUAUCUUAAAAUGUCUUACAGUAUUCACGUCAUUCCUUAUCAAGUGUAAUUCCCUCUGUGUUGGGUAAAAUGUACCUUGAAAGCCCUGAUCUAAUAAAUGUACAGUUAUGUGCAAA